AUGAAGUUCUCUAUCCUUCUUACUGUCCUCCCUAUGGCCUUCGCCGCCUCCGGGGCCCUUCAGGCUAAGAAUGCCGCUAGAGACGCAGCUAAGCUUGCUGCUAGAGAGGACGCCUGCAUUAAAUACGAUUAUGUUUACGUUUAG
Molecule: messenger RNA, 144 nt
Organism: Trichoderma gamsii
Lineage: Eukaryota; Fungi; Ascomycota; Sordariomycetes; Hypocreales; Hypocreaceae
Exons: 2
Coding region: 1-144 (47 amino acids)
Source: RefSeq, a predicted model, not a curated record